AUGAAACAAACGAGCCAACGCUUUCCUCAGCGUAGCUUUACGUUGCCAGCAAUUAUACCUGACGACAACCUCUCUGGUAUAUCAAGGCCUCCAGAGAUAUGCGUCGACUAUCUGAGCUACGAAUGGGAUGAAUAUGAUCUACAGACUUCCUGGAAGGCCAUGUCUAAACAAAAGAAGGAGCUUGCUAAUGGAAUUAGGCUGGAAAAUGCCAGCUGGAGGACUUGGACUAAACAAAAGUAUCACCUCCAAACUGUCAACCCCUCGAAAUUGAACUGGUUGAAAGACAGUGACGUAACUUGGCUCUAUGGUCCACUACAUACUUAUGGUCCACUUUUAUUGGAAACGUCUCCAAAAUCACAAACGACAGCAGCUCGUCGGAUACCCAACUCUACCAAAAGGAAUCGGACGAUUCCAGCGUCUCGUCAAAAAGUUCAAUUUCCAUGGGAAAAAUCAGAUUCAACAACAAGUGGAAGCAAUAGUGACUCCGGGAGCAAUAGUGACUCCAGUGCAAUAGUAAUGAAGAUAUCUAGACGACGACGAAUAACGUCGAAUGAUUACUCAACCAUAUGUAAACUGGAACCGACGACAUUGAAAGAGGACAGGAUUGCCGACAAUCAAUAUUCGGCCUUGUAUUCGAGCCGACGAAAUUCCAAGCAUUCAUCUGGACGUUCGUCUGGAUACUCUUCUUCUUCUUCGUCUCGUUCGACACAACGUGCUGCUACUACUACUGCAACGCCAUCGUCACCGACCAUCGACAGUUCGCCGAUACAAAUACAGUCACCCUCUGACAACUGUUGCUUGUCGUCGUCUCCCAACGCAAUCCCAUUGCAAACUUCCCUUCCGUACCCAACAUAUUCCAACUCGUGCGUUUGGUCGGACGAACUGGACGCAGAUGACUAUACAGGGUUCGGCGUAUUUGCGCCGGACAUCUUUGAUGAUUUUGAAACGUCUUCUAUAUUGUCUGCAAGUCAGAACCAGAGGGAUCGAGGGGACGAUUUCGAAUUUGAUGGAGUUGGAUUAGUGGAUAGGGCUGUCCACAUCGCAAGCAACGUCAAGGAUAUCGUACACUGGUGUUCUUCGAUGGUGUUCAACGGGCAAGUGCUCUAG
Messenger RNA from Paraglomus brasilianum, 1107 nucleotides. Lineage: Eukaryota; Fungi; Glomeromycota; Glomeromycetes; Paraglomerales; Paraglomeraceae. The record is from the annotation of a GenBank genome assembly.